CUCACUGGGAGCCGCGCCGCGAAACUGCGCCGCGACCGUCGCCGCUUUCCGCGCGGGCUCCUAAACUCAACCUCUGGGCGGAGCAGCGACGCCUUAGCCGCGAUACCCUCCCCGCAGCCUGGGGGUCUGCGGUGCGCUCCCCCGUCCCUGGCUGUCCUGGGCGGCCGGCGUGAGCGUCCGCAGCACGGGUGUUUGCAGUCCAAGGCCCGGGCCUGCCAGACGCCACCCGGAUGCUGCGCUGGCUGAUCGGGGGAGGCCGCGAGCCGCAGGGGCUGGCCGAGAAAUCUGCUUUGCAGACCAUAGGUGAGGAUCAGACUCAGAACCCCUAUACUGAGCUGCUGGUACUGAAAGCUCAUCAUGACAUCGUACGGUUUCUGGUGCAGUUAGAUGAAUACAGAUUUGCUUCUGCUGGUGAUGAUGGAAUUAUAGUUGUGUGGAAUGCCCAGACAGGUGAAAAACUUCUGGAACUCAGUGGACACACUCAAAAGAUAACAGCUAUUACUGCGUUUCCUUCCUUGGAAUCUUGUGAAGAGGAAAAUCAGCUUAUCUUGACAGCCUCUGCUGAUCGAACAGUUAUUGUUUGGGAUUGUGAUACUGGCAGACAAAUUAAGAGAGUAUCAAGCUUCCAGUCUACUGUAAAGUGCUUAACUGUUCUUCAGAGACUAGACGUUUGGCUCUCCGGUGGUAAUGACUUAGGUGUGUGGAGCCGAAAAUUAGAUCUACUAUGUAAGACAAACCACCUUUCUGAUACAGGAAUCAGUGCUUUGGCUGAAAUCCCUAGGAACUGUAUUGCAGCAGCAGUUGGCAGAGAACUGAUAAUUUUCAGGUUAGUCACACCCACAGAAGGAUUGUUGGACUGGGAUAUCAAUGAAGUUAAACGCCUUCUGGAUCAUCAGGAUAAUAUUCUGUCAUUGGUCAAUGUCAAUGAUGGGAGUUUUGUCACGGGCUCCCAUGUUGGAGAGCUGAUCAUCUGGGAUGCCCUAGGCUGGACCAUGCAGGCCUAUGAGCGCAGCUUCUGGAACCCGUCUCCACAGCUGGACACUCAGCAAGAAAUAAAACUCUGUCAAAAACAAAGCAACAUUUCUAUUAAUCAUUUCACAUGUGAUGAAGAGAAUAUAUUUGCUGCGGUUGGAAGGGGGUUAUAUGUGUAUAACCUUCAAAUGAAGCGUGUGAUUGCCUGCCAGAAAACAGCACAUGAUUCCAAUGUCCUGCACAUUGCCAAACUUCCAAACAGGCAGUUAAUCUCAUGCUCAGAAGAUGGCAGUGUACGCAUUUGGGAGUUACGGGAAAAGCAGCAGCUUGUGGCAGAACCUGUGCCGACAGGAUUUUUUAAUAUGUGGGGAUUUGGAAGAGUGAACAAACAAGCCAGUCAACCUGUGAAAAAGCAGCAAGAAAAUGCGACUUCAUGUUCUCUGGAGCUCAUUGGAGAUUUGAUCGGACACUCAUCCUCUGUGGAGAUGUUUCUGCACUUUGAGGAUCAUGGAUUAGUGACUUGCUCUGCUGAUCAUCUCAUCAUUUUGUGGAAAAAUGGAGAGCAAGAAUCUGGAUUACGCAGUUUAAAAUUAUUUCAGAAGUUAGAAGAGAACGGUGACUUAUACCCUGCUGUCUAGUUUAAGGAAUUGGAUGAAUACAUGUGCAUGAGCCUUGAGCAUCAAAUUUAGAGUAAUACUCUGAAAACCAUUAACGUAUUGGUCACUUAGAUUUGUAAUUUUGUUUCUUGGUCAUAAAGUUCUGUUUGUUUGA
Molecule: messenger RNA, 1743 nt
Organism: Nannospalax galili (Upper Galilee mountains blind mole rat)
Lineage: Eukaryota; Metazoa; Chordata; Mammalia; Rodentia; Spalacidae
Gene: Wdr41
Product: WD repeat domain 41
Exons: 13
Coding region: 231-1610 (459 amino acids)
Biological process (GO): regulation of autophagy
Cellular component (GO): lysosomal membrane
Molecular function (GO): protein binding
Source: RefSeq, a predicted model, not a curated record